Messenger RNA from Chrysochloris asiatica (Cape golden mole), 1748 nucleotides. It is a transcript of the gene DMRTA2, whose product is annotated as DMRT-like family A2. The transcript is spliced from 2 exons. Gene Ontology annotation, cellular component: nucleus. Gene Ontology annotation, molecular function: RNA polymerase II cis-regulatory region sequence-specific DNA binding; DNA-binding transcription factor activity, RNA polymerase II-specific; protein binding. Bases 98 to 1708 code for a protein of 536 amino acids. Gene Ontology annotation, biological process: germ cell development; sex differentiation; regulation of transcription by RNA polymerase II. The record is from RefSeq and is a predicted model, not a curated record. Lineage: Eukaryota; Metazoa; Chordata; Mammalia; Afrosoricida; Chrysochloridae.
UGUGUUCCUCUGUCCUGCGCGUUAGCUUAAGCAAACUGUGCGAUCCUCACCGCCGGUCUGUUCCUCUUUCCCACCCUCUUCCACGCUAGGUCCGGUCAUGGAGCUGCGCUCGGAGCUGCCCAGCGUGCCCGGCGCGGCAACAGCGGCAGCAACAGCGACAGGGCCGCCCGUGGCUUCGGUGGCUUCGGUUGCUGCUGCGGCGGCAGCGGCCGCGUCGCUCCCGGUGAGCGUAGCAGGCGGCUUGCUGCGGGCCCCACCGUUGCUACUGAGGGCAGCGGAGAAGUAUCCGCGAACCCCGAAGUGCGCGCGCUGCCGCAAUCACGGCGUGGUGUCGGCACUCAAGGGCCACAAGCGCUACUGCCGCUGGAAGGAUUGCCUGUGCGCCAAGUGCACACUCAUCGCGGAGCGCCAGCGCGUCAUGGCGGCGCAGGUGGCGCUGCGCAGGCAACAGGCACAAGAAGAGAACGAGGCGCGCGAGCUGCAGCUGCUCUACGGCACAGCCGAGGGGCUGGCGCUGGCGGCCGCCAACGGCAUUAUCCCGCCGCGGCCAGCCUACGAGGUGUUUGGUUCUGUGUGUGCUGCAGACGGCGGGGGCCCUGGAGCUGGCGCGCCUGCGGGGGCCGGAGGCGGCGCUGCGGGCGCAGGGGGCGCAGAGGCCAAGUUGCAGAAGUUUGACCUGUUCCCCAAGACACUACUGCAGACAGGCCGCCCAGGCAGCCCUCAGCCGUCGCUGGGGAAGCCACUGUCCCCAGACGGCGCGGACUCCGGUCCUGGGACCUCAUCCCCGGAGGUUCGGCCCGGUUCGGGUUCGGAGAACGGCGACGGCGAGUCAUUUUCAGGGUCGCCCCUGGCCCGGGCCUCUAAGGAGGCAGGUGGCAGCUGCCCGGGCAGCGCUGGCCCCAGCGGCGGCGGCGAGGAAGACAGCCCCGGUUCUGCCAGCCCUCUAGGCUCCGAAUCCGGUUCAGAGGCCGACAAGGAGGAGGCGGAGGCCGGGCCGGCACCGGGGCUGGGCGUAGGCCCGGGUCCACGGCAGCGGACGCCGCUGGACAUCUUGACUCGCGUUUUCCCGGGUCACCGGCGCGGCGUCCUGGAGCUGGUGUUGCAGGGCUGUGGCGGCGACGUGGUCCAGGCCAUAGAGCAGGUGCUGAACCAUCACCGUGGGGGACUCGCGGCCGGCUUGGGCCCCGCCGCGCCCCCCGAUAAGGCCACCGUGGGUGCAGCAGUGGCCACUGACGACGCGUGGCCGGGUCGCGUCGACGCAGCUGCCGCCGGGGGCUCGGGGCUGUCGGCACCUUUGCAGGCCGGCCCCGCCGCGCCCCCGCACCACAGACCCUUGCUAGCCGGCGCCAUGGCCCCCGGGGCGCUGGGCUCUCUGAGCAGUCGUUCGGCCUUCUCUCCGCUGCAACCCAACGCCAGUCACUUCGGCGCCGACGCGGGCGCCUACCCGCUGGGCGCGCCCCUAGGCCUCAGCCCGCUGCGCCUGGCUUAUUCGGCAGCGGCUGCGCACAGCCGCGGCCUGGCCUUCAUGGCGCCCUAUUCUACCGCGGGCCUGGUACCCACGCUCGGCUUCCGCCCGCCGAUGGACUACGCCUUCAGCGAUCUCAUGCGUGACCGCUCGGCCGCCGCCGCCGCCGCUGUGCACAAGGAGCCAACCUACGGCGGCGGCCUAUACGGGCCAAUGGUCAACGGAGCCCCGGAGAAGCAGUAGGACCAGGGGCCUGGCAGCCGGGCAGCCCCCAAACAGGGAC